This is a messenger RNA of Psilocybe cubensis, 813 nucleotides long. RefSeq lists its product as uncharacterized. NCBI's taxonomy places the organism in Eukaryota, Fungi, Basidiomycota, Agaricomycetes, Agaricales, Agrocybaceae. The transcript is spliced from 5 exons. Bases 1 to 813 code for a protein of 270 amino acids. The record is from RefSeq and is a predicted model, not a curated record.
AUGAAAAUCGGAGCAUCUCUGGUAUUCUCUAUUCUGGCCUUGAAUAUACCAUGUGUCAUCAGUUCUGGUUUUUGGCACUAUCUUAACCGACAUGCUCACUCGCUCGCUUUGCACGGCGCGGGUGGCCUUCAACUUCCCAAGCGCGCUGCUGGAUCGACUUGGAAAUAUUACAAUGUCGAGACUGGAAAUCCCGGUUCUUGCGGAUCGAAGCAUGUCAAUACUGAUUUCACAGUUGCAAUGAACGUUGCACAAAUGAAUCCCGACUGGUGCUUCAAAACUAUUAAGCUGACUCAAGGUGGUAAAAGUACCACUGCGACUAUAAGCGACACGUGUAUGGGAUGUGACUACGGUGGAAUCGAUCUCACUGAGGGUCUCUUUGCAUUUUUCGUCGGAUACUGGCCCACUCAAGGCGGAGUGUUAAUUGGCGACUGGGAGUUUAUCGAUGACACCCCUCCAAAGCCGUCGGCUCUCUUUUCUCCACCUCCGGUCAAGACCACUAAGCCUUUGCCAUUGGUACCUCCACUUUCUACCUCCACCGUGACUUCACACAAGCCAGUCGCAUCAAGUGCAAUAACUCCGAGUACUACCAGAGCCACCUCAACUUCUGCUACUGCAAACACAACAAUAAUCUUUUCCAUGUCUGCUAGCAGUACUAGCACCCCAUCGUCUGUCGGAUACUUGAGCGGGUUAGCCAGUAGCCUUGCAGUACCCACUGGAUCAACCAAAGCUAUCAAUAAUACCUCCAAUAUCGAGAUAUUAAAUUCAGUCAUUAUCCAGCUUGGCGGGCUAGUUUUGGCUGCUGGAAAGGAUUAG